AACAAUCUUCAAGUCAGCAGAUUUGCGAUGGCUCGACCUUCGUCAGCUCCCAUUGUGGUACAAAUACGAGGAAACUGCAUACUCAAAUCCCGCCAUUCAAGAUGAGUUCCGCUGCAAAGAGACCUAUAUUGCGAACCUUGUCGCCGGUCGUGGGCUCGUCAAGGGAGAGUAUAUUUAUAUCUUGUCGGAUCAGACCUUCCACUCGGCUUUGUACGACUCCUGGAGGACGAUUCUACACCAAUACACACUGUUCCGGCUCCGCAGCGAACACAAAACUAGAGGCUAAACGAAGCAUUCCUCUCACAACCUGUCAGCACCCUGUCGUGAAGGGAUCACAUACGCACAACUGCUGGAGUAACCGAGCUUACAUGAGCACGAGCACGAGCACAUCGACCAUGAAAGCACUUGUGUACAAAGGAGAAGGCCAGUGUGCCCUGGAAGAUCGACCGAUCCCACAGGUUCAAGAACCGACGGAUGCUGUAGUAAAAGUUUUGUAUACGACAAUCUGCGGCACGGACCUGCAUAUUGUGAAGGGCGAUGUGCCGACUUGCACGCCCGGUCGAAUUUUGGGUCAUGAAGGUACGUCGUUCUCAAGCAAACUCCGGAUUCUCGGCCAAAGCACCGUGGUUGGGACUGACGGGAGGCGGUGUGUGUAGGUGUCGGUAUCGUCCACGAACCCGGCUCCGCGGUCUCCCGCUUCAAGAAGGGCGAUCACGUCCUGAUCAACUGCAUCUCCAGCUGCGCGACGUGCGAGUAUUGCCGACGCGGCAUGUACAGCCACUGCGUCAAGGGCGGGUGGAUCCUCGGUAACACGCACGACGGCACGCAAGCUGAGUAUGUCCGCAUUCCCGUCGCAGAUAGCAGUCUCCACCCUGUGCCCGAGGGUGUGAGUGAGAAGGCGCUUGUCAUGCUCUCGGACAUUUUCCCGACAGGUUUCGAGUGCGGCGUGCUCAACGGCAAGGUCCAGCCUGGGUCGACCGUGGCAAUCGUGGGUUCGGGACCGGUGGGAUUGGCAGCGCUCAUGACGUCGCGAUUGUACUCGCCCAGUCUGGUCAUUGUGAUCGAUAAGGAUCCCAACAGGCUGAAGGUCGCGAAGAAGUUUGGCGCGGAUUAUGUGGUGAAUAGUGGAGAGAUGUCUGUCGAGGACGAGAUCAUGAAGAUCACGAACAAUGUCGGGUGUGAUGCUAUCAUCGAAGCGGUGGGUGUCCCGGCGACGCUGGAGAUGGCGCAGGAUCUGGUCGCGCCGGGCGGGACGAUCGCCAACGUCGGUGUGCACGGGAAGAGCUGCUGUUUGAAGAUUGAGAAAUUGUGGGAUAGGAAUAUGUCGCUCACGACGAGGCUGGUGGAUACGGUCACGACACCCAUGUUAUUGAAGUUGUUUGCUGCAGGCGGGUUGAAGCCAGGUGAUUUGAUCACGCAUGAGUUUGCAUUCAAGGAGAUGGAACAAGCAUAUACCACGUUCCAGGCGGCGGCGGAGCAUCAGGCGCUGAAGAUGUUGAUAUCGAUGUAAAUCUUUUGGGUUUCCAGGGUGCUCUGGGGGUUGGUAGCGAUGGUCGAGGAAAAGGGGUCUGCAGCAGCUCAGUAAGGACUCGAGCUUUGGCACGAAUUGAAGUUGUACAGUUCCGUGAUUGGUUUCAUCUCUGUCCACGGGCGCGAUGGGCCUAUGCAUUGAAACCCAUCCCCUUGACCUCCGGAUCAGCCAUGAGCGCGCUCUUCACCUCUUCUUCUCCGACCUUGAACCUGACCUUCCCUGCUCUCUCUCCUCUAUUUCUUGCUUCCAUGGCUAUGAUACCUGCCUCCACUAGCUCCAUAGCUGCGGCACCAAGGGCGAGGACACGAGGCAUCUUAGACGAUGUCUUCCCUACCUCGGUGUCAACAAGAAGGAAAUCAUGGAUCGCACUGUUCUCGGCAACAUGCACAAUGUGCUUGGCUUCGACAACGACAUCGCCCAGGGUGGACUCGGCGACGCCUGUGCGUCGAGACCGUGCAAGGAG
Messenger RNA from Exophiala xenobiotica, 1994 nucleotides. RefSeq lists its product as hypothetical. The transcript is spliced from 2 exons. Gene Ontology annotation, molecular function: oxidoreductase activity; zinc ion binding. The coding region runs from base 770 to 1510 and encodes 246 amino acids. Lineage: Eukaryota; Fungi; Ascomycota; Eurotiomycetes; Chaetothyriales; Herpotrichiellaceae. The record is from RefSeq and is a predicted model, not a curated record.